AUGUAUUUCACUAUAAUAUUAAUUAUUAUUCUAACAAUUUUAUUUGGACUAUACUAUGGAAUAGCAGAAUACUUUUUAAAUAAAUUAAACGUGACUAAUAAGAUCAAAGGAAUCUCUGGUCCAAAAGCAUUUCCAAUUAUUGGAAAUCAUUUGAUUAUUCGCGAUACGACAGCUGUAUUUAACCAAAUACUAAAUCUUGAAAAAUUGGAAACUUUAGAUGGAGAAGAAUUAGACGCUUUCCAUUACGUCUUCCGCUGUUCAUUGGAUGUAAUAUACGAUGUCACGCUGGGUAUGCGAAUAAAUUCGCUGAUAAAUCCGGAUUGUAAAUUAGCUAUAUCAAUAGAAUGUGCAAUGGACAUAGCAACACAAAGGAUCUUUAAAGUAUGGUUACAUCCGAAUAUAAUUUUUUAUAAUAUUGCUAGAAAAAAAAAAUUUCAGAAAAGGGAAUCUCUAUUAAGAAGUAAUAUUAAUCGGGAAUUGAUAGCCAAAAAUUUAGAUUCUUUAUUCGAGUCAUCGUACGAAGGAGAAAUAUAUUCGGAGCAAGAUAUUCGCGAUGAAAUCAAUACAAUAGUUAUACCUGAAAGCGAAAUUUCAGCCACAACCAUUAGCUUUAUAAUUUUAAUGCUUGCUACAUUUCCGAAAAUUCAAGUACAUAAAAAAAAAACUUUCGGAACGUGUGAUCAAGGAAACGUUACGUCUAUUUCCUGCAGUUCUAGUCCUCGCACGGGAAGUGACGUAAGAUAUAAUAGUAGCGCGAAAUAUUGGCCAUGGCCAUUAGUAUUCGAUCCCGGUAGGUUCCUACCGGAAAAGAAUUGUUCUACGUAUUUCUUUCCAUUUAGUUACGGUCGAAGAAAUUGCAUAGGUCAACAUUUUGCUAUGACAAUUAAGUAA
Messenger RNA from Vespa crabro (European hornet), 891 nucleotides. Its product is annotated as cytochrome P450 4A14-like. The transcript has 11 exons. Lineage: Eukaryota; Metazoa; Arthropoda; Insecta; Hymenoptera; Vespidae. The record is from RefSeq and is a predicted model, not a curated record. The coding region runs from base 1 to 891 and encodes 296 amino acids. Gene Ontology annotation, molecular function: iron ion binding; heme binding; oxidoreductase activity, acting on paired donors, with incorporation or reduction of molecular oxygen.